Molecule: messenger RNA, 1671 nt
Organism: Limanda limanda (common dab)
Lineage: Eukaryota; Metazoa; Chordata; Actinopteri; Pleuronectiformes; Pleuronectidae
Gene: gfi1ab
Product: growth factor independent 1A transcription repressor b
Exons: 6
Coding region: 4-1161 (385 amino acids)
Cellular component (GO): nucleus
Source: RefSeq, a predicted model, not a curated record
GAGAUGCCUCGCUCCUUCCUGGUGAAGAGCAAGAGAGCUCACAGCUACCACCAGCCCCGCUCCGUGCUGGACGACCACAGCCGGCUGGACUCGCUGCUGGCGCACAUCUGCUCAGAGGCGGAUCAACUCCCCGGUGACACCGACCUGACGGUGGACAGGUACGGGCUCUCUCCGGAUUCUCCUCUGGCCGACUACUGCCCCAGGUCCCCGCUGAGCUGCCCCGGCAGUCCGUGUGCUCCGUCCCCGGACUACGAGGACAUCUGGAGGCCUCCGUCUCCCUCUGCAUCGCCAGCCGACUCGGACAAAUCUCUGUCCCCCCUGGUGGACGAGACCCAGCCCUUCACCGUGCCCUUUCGGCCGUACGCCUGGACCAGCUACCAGGGGCCCGGGCUGAGGCCCCUGGUGCCGCAGGGUCUCCACCGCCACCCCGGCCCCAUGGAGCCGGACCGGGGCGCGGCGGCGGUCGCCUUCUACGGGGACCACGGUGCGCACUCGGCCCUGUACUCGGAGCGGGUCCUGGGCGAGGAGGCGUACGAUGAGUACCGGAGACACGCCGCCGCCCUGCUGUUUCCUGACGGAGGCCUGCAGGGGAAAGCGCACGGUGCCAAGGCCGCGUCGGAGCUGCUGUGUCCCAGCCUCGUCCUGACCGGGGCCUACAAGUGCAUCAAGUGCAGUAAGGUGUUUUCCACUCCACACGGGUUAGAAGUCCACGUCCGGAGGUCGCACAGCGGCACCAGGCCCUUUGCGUGCGACCUGUGCGGAAAAACCUUCGGCCACGCAGUGAGCCUGGAGCAGCACAAGGCCGUGCACUCGCAGGAGAGAAGCUUCGACUGCAAGAUCUGCGGUAAGAGCUUCAAGAGGUCGUCCACUCUGUCCACACACCUGCUCAUCCACACGGACACGCGGCCCUACCCGUGUCAGUACUGCGGCAAGCGGUUCCACCAGAAGUCCGACAUGAAGAAGCACACGUUCAUCCACACAGGCGAGAAACCCCACAAAUGUCAGGUGUGUGGGAAAGCGUUCAGCCAGAGCUCCAACCUCAUCACGCACAGCAGGAAACACACCGGCUACAAACCCUUCGGCUGCGACCUGUGCGGCAAAGGCUUCCAGAGGAAGGUGGAUCUGAGGAGACACAAGGAGACGCAGCACGGACUGAAGUGAAGGAGACACCGUGUCCUCUCAUGGUCUGACCACACACAGACGGACAUUUUACGCAGAGAGACAUUUUACGCAAAGACAUUUCAAUCCCAAAUCGCCCUGUUUGAGGACAUUGCUUGGAUUAAGGAUCCCGCGGAUCCUCUAUUUAAAAAAACUUAAAUGUGAAAAAUGCAUUGAGAAUAUAUUUAAUAUUUGUUUCUAUUUAUUCUAUCAAAGAAAAGAUAAAAUAGACAAACGGGGUUUUCUUUGUGAAGACAUGUGAGCAACACUAAACUCCAGGCUGCUGUCAGGCCCAAAGAAAAGCUGUGACUGUGACAUGAUGAAUAAAAACCCAUGAGUAUGAUCAUGUUUGAUAUGGGAAUCAUAUUAAGUCUUCACACCUUAAUGAAGACACCAAGAAGAGAAGAGAUGAAAUCUGCGCUUUUCCAAAGCACAGAGGAUUUUUUCUCGCUUGGGACACAUGCGGGCAAAACAGCCUCCUCACACAUGUGCGAUUUUAUAAACAAGAGAGUU